This is a messenger RNA of Nicotiana attenuata, 1359 nucleotides long. Its product is annotated as SPX domain-containing protein 1-like. The transcript is spliced from 3 exons. The record is from RefSeq and is a predicted model, not a curated record. NCBI's taxonomy places the organism in Eukaryota, Viridiplantae, Streptophyta, Magnoliopsida, Solanales, Solanaceae. Bases 293 to 1138 code for a protein of 281 amino acids. Gene Ontology annotation, biological process: cellular response to phosphate starvation.
CUUUUAUGCCAAUUCCUCCCUAACCCAGUGGGGGAAUUCAUGCUUCGAAUAUUCGUCGUGUAUAUGCUAACUUCUCACACCACACACCUCUCUCUCACUUUUAUAUAUACCAUUCUUUUUCUUUAUUAUCCUUCUCCAUUUCUCACUCCAUUUUUUCAAUCAUAUACUUUGCCAUAGACCAUUUCUUGAAAUUUAAUUUUAUAUAUUGGGUUUCCUGAAAAAUCAAUUCUUGAAACUUUUAUCGUAUUGGGUGUUUCAGAAAAAUCAAAUCUUGAAAUUUUUCGGUGGGAUCAUGAAGUUCUGGAAAAUAUUGAAGGCACAUAUAGAGGAAACAUUGCCUGAAUGGCAAGACAAGUUCUUGAAUUAUAAGGAUCUGAAGAAAGAAUUGAAGUUGAUUUAUCCUAAAGAUGGUGAUAGACCUAAUAAAAGACAGAAGGUGGAUGGUGAUGAUUUGGGGGAGGUGGUUAAAAAGGAGGUGAAUGAUUUUGUGAAGCUGUUGGAAGAGGAGAUUGAGAAGUUUAACAAUUUCUUUAUGGAGAAAGAAGAGGAUUAUAUCAUUCAGCUUAAGGUUCUGAAAGAGAUGGUAGCUGAGAUGAAAAAGACAAAUGAAGAGCUGAUUAGAGUAGGUAGGGACGUCGUGGAUCUCCAUGGAGAGAUGGUUUUGUUAGAGAAUUACAGUGCUCUUAACUACACAGGAGUAGUGAAGAUCUUAAAGAAAUAUGACAAACUCAGUGGUGAUCUUAUUCGUUUGCCUUUCAUCCAAAAGGUGCUCGAGGAGCCAUUCUUUAAAACUGAGGUUCUAAAUAAACUAAUAAAGGAGUGUGAUACAAUUCUUAGUCACCUCCUAUACCAAACUGAGCCGCUUAAAGUCCCAGAAGCAGAAGAAGGUAUUGCAGGAGGUAGCGGAGGAGGAGAAGGAGGUGGCGGAGAGAGGCCAGUUAAAGUUCCUGAAGAACUUGCAGAGAUAAAGAACAUGGAAAACAUGUACUUGAAACUUACAUAUUCAGCACUGAGAGUCUUGCAAGAGAUUCGUAGCGGAAGUUCAACUGUCAGCGCGUUCUCUUUGCCACCAAUGCAGACUAACGAGCUUGACAAGAUCUGGAAGAAUACUCCAGUGGUCGAACAAGUAGCAAAGUAGUGGAUACUUGUGUCUGUGACAUGCUGUUUUUCCUUCUUUUUUCCAGUUAAGGUGCUUGUACAUCUACAUAGAAACAAUGAGUGCAGUUUCCACUACUACAGUACCUUACAGCUGAUAUAUUAGAUCUCCAGUGUAUCUUGUAGAGAUGUUACCUGAUAAAAUAUAUAUACAAUCGUGACUCGUCUACAGCAUUUGUAGUCCAGUGCUAUUAGCUCAAGGAA